AUGGCCGCGCCGCCGCCGCCGGUCCGUCGCUGCCCCCCGGCGCUGCCCGCCGCCGAGCCGCUCCUCUUCCUGGCCACCCUGUCCCUCGGUCUGCAGGGCCCGCUCUCCACGCAGUACCUCUGGGACCGGCUGGGGGCCGAGCGUGGCUACAGCGGCCCUAACGCCACCGGCCCCGCCGGCUGCGGGAACGGCAGCGCGGCCACCGACCCGCUGCGGCAGGAGGUGGAAGUGCUGGUCUCCCGUUGGAACCUCUGUAUCAACCUGGGAGGCUUCUUCGUUGGUGUGUUCUCAGUGACUCUCUUUGGACCAUGGAGUGACAGCGUCGGCCGCCGUCCUGCGCUCAUCCUCCCAGCACUGGGUAUGGCCUUGCAAGCGGCCAUCUAUCUCCUCGUCAUGUACCUCCAGCUGCACGUUGCCUACUUUCUUCUUGGCCGUGUUUUGAGCGGCCUCAUGGGAGACUACAACCUGAUCCUGGCCAGUUGCUUCGCCUAUGUGGCCGACACCAGUGAUAAACGCACACGUACGUUCCGCGUGGCCGUGCUUGAGGCGUGCCUGGGCACUGCGGGCAUGCUGGCCAGCAUCGGCGGUGCCCAGUGGCGCAAGGCCCAGGGCUACAUCAACCCCUUCUGGCUCGUACUGGCUGCCAGUCUUGCUGCCACUCUCUACGCCGCUCUCUGUCUCCAGGAGUCGGUGAAGCAGCAGAAACCAGCCAGGCUCUUCACACUCAGUCAUUACAAGACUGUCUACAAGCUGUACACGGCCCCAGAAAACCUCAGCUCCAGGAGGAAGCUCGCUCUUUACACCUUGGCUUUCUUUCUUCUUGUCACAGUACAUUUUGGAGCCAAAGACCUCUUUGUUUUGUAUGAGCUUGGCUCCCCUCUCUGCUGGGCCGCUGACCUCAUUGGGUACGGCUCAGCUGCCACCUACCUGGCUUACCUGAGCAGCCUGGGGGGCCUGCGCCUGCUGCAGCUCUGCCUUGAAGACACUUGGGUGGCAGAGAUAGGAUUGAUCUCCAACAUUUCUGGACUGGUUGUGAUUUCUCUUGCUGCUACGACAUCACUGAUGUUUACAGGUUAUGGGAUUCUGUUCCUUUCCAUGGCAGCCACUCCAGUCAUCAGAGCCAAGCUCUCCAAGCUGGUCAGCGAGACAGAACAGGGUGCUCUCUUUGCUUCUAUUGCCUGUGUGGAAGCGCUGUGUUCACUUGUGGCUACAGGAGUGUUCAACUCUCUCUACCCUGCCAGCUUGCACUUCAUGAGGGGAUUCCCAUUUCUUUUGGGGGCUAUAAUCCUCCUUAUUCCAGCAGCUAUUAUUGGGUGGAUAGAAAUUUGGGACUCAAACCGCGACUACAGUCACUUCUCAGAUGCUUCCCUGUCCCCUGCAGAUGGCUGAGAAGCAACUUAGCAACAAGGACUUGGCCAGCUCAGCAGUGGCCAUCUAAAGACUGCUCUUUAUACUUGCCUUGAAGGACAGAUCAGCGUGGGAGGGACACCCUGUUUGUCCUUACUAAUCUUUAAGCUGGAAAUCGUGGCUCAGACUACCAGUAAGAACUUGACCUGCAGAUGUCAAUGCCUCCUCACUUUUGUGUUUGGCUCAUCAGGCAGAGAAAACCCAAGAGACCUAAAAGCCAGUCGAGAGUAAAAGCUGUUGUUGGCCAUUUGCAAGGCUGGUUAGUGGUUUGGGGUUUGGUGAGGAGGAAAGGUUCAUGCUUUUAGUGGUGAGAGAAGACUGAAUUCUGUUUUAAUUGCCAAAUGUGUGCCCCUCUGAGUACUACAGAGGGAUGAGUUGGUGUAGGGACAGGAUGAGUGUCUUUGGAGGUAAUUUGUUUUUGUUGUGUGGGCGUAAUUUUGUGUCAUUGACCUCAAUUCUGCUGCUCUUCCCAGGAUAUGUUGAUGCCAGCAAGUAAACCCCAUGUUCAUAAUUGUUCUUUUCGAAGCAUUAACUGUACUGCCUCAAUCCUGUUCUCUUAAGACUGCCAUAAACCAGCAGUUCUGUGUACUGCAUUGCACCCAUGGUUGAGAUACAUGCAAUCAUGUCUACUGUGCAGUUGCUUAGCAGACAUGUUACUUUCAGAAGGAAUAAAACCUCCAUUAUCUUCUAUG
This is a messenger RNA of Melopsittacus undulatus (budgerigar), 2099 nucleotides long. It is a transcript of the gene SLC46A1, whose product is annotated as solute carrier family 46 member 1. The record is from RefSeq and is a predicted model, not a curated record. Bases 1 to 1389 code for a protein of 462 amino acids. Gene Ontology annotation, molecular function: transmembrane transporter activity. Gene Ontology annotation, cellular component: plasma membrane. Lineage: Eukaryota; Metazoa; Chordata; Aves; Psittaciformes; Psittaculidae. Gene Ontology annotation, biological process: transmembrane transport. The transcript has 5 exons.